Dicentrarchus labrax (European seabass) is the source of this 6394-nucleotide messenger RNA. It is a transcript of the gene cadm3, whose product is annotated as cell adhesion molecule 3. Bases 376 to 2031 code for a protein of 551 amino acids. NCBI's taxonomy places the organism in Eukaryota, Metazoa, Chordata, Actinopteri, Moronidae. The record is from RefSeq and is a predicted model, not a curated record. Gene Ontology annotation, biological process: homophilic cell-cell adhesion. The transcript has 12 exons. Gene Ontology annotation, cellular component: presynaptic membrane.
CGUCUUUCAGACAGACUGUUUUUGCUGCAGUGAACGGCAGCCGUGGAGAGAGAGAGAGCGAGAGAGCGGUAGAGAUACAAACACAGAGAGUGCGAGAGAGAGAAAGAGAGAGAGAGAGAGCGCGGAGGAAAAAGCAAGAAAAACAAAAGAGUCAGGAGAAGGAACAAGGAGAUAAAAAAAAGUCGACAAAAGCAGAUUGAGAGGAGGCUCCGGACAAGCGACUGCUGCGCAUCAAAGGAGGGACCUUACUGGGGACCUUAUUGGAGACCAGCGCCAACAAAACCCGAGUCCGGAGGCGGAAUAUAACGGUGACACUCCAGAGCUCCUCUGCCCUCCUGAGGAUUCAGUGAGACAGGCGGAUCUGUGCACCCGACCAUGGCCUUCCCAUCAGCCCCCUCUGCAUUAUGGAGUGUCAGCUUAUUGACAGCUCUAUUCGCUGCUGCGGUUCACAGCAACAUUGUCUAUGACGACGACCCCUUGCAGCCAGUGACCUCAGAUGAGACGGUGUCCGUGGGGGGCACGGUGACACUGACCUGCCGGGUGGCUGAGAGUGACAACUCCUCACUGCAAUGGUCCAACACUGCGCAACAGACCCUGUACUUUGGAGAAAAGAGAGCACUGAGGGAUAACCGCAUCCAGCUGCACCGCUCAACAGCUACCGAGCUUUCCAUCACCAUCGCUGAAGUGCUGCUGUCUGACGAGGGCGAGUACACCUGCUCCAUCUUCACCAUGCCAGUCCGCACCGCCCGGGCCACCGUCACCGUGCUAGGUGUGCCCGGUAAACCUCAGAUCUCGGGCUUUGAGAGUGCAGUGCCGGAGGGGGGCAAAGUCACCCUGACCUGCACCAGUACUGGCAGCAAGCCCCCCGCCAAGCUGCGCUGGUUCCGAGGAAACCAGGAGCUGGAAGGACGUCCAAACGUGGUGGAGUCCGUUCCAGACGAUCCCACAUACAACGUGAGCAGCGAGCUCACUCUGGAGGUGAGCCGCAGCGACGACAAAGCCCUCAUCACCUGCGCUGUCGACCAUCCCUCUCUCGCCCCGGGGGACAAGAGGAGUGAGCAGGCUCUGCGGGUGUUGUAUUCCCCAGAUGUGGAGAUCGUGCCCGAGAGCGAUCUGCCUAGAGAGGGGGAGAAGUUUCAUCUUAAGUGUUUGGGCAACGGCAACCCCGAGCCCACCUCCUACAGUUGGCAGAAGAAGGAUGGAGAGCUCCCCCCACUGGCCAAAGUCGACGGUGCUUUCUUGCACUUUGAGAUGCUCAACAAAUCAGAUAAUGGCGUCUACCUCUGCCACGCUGACAAUGUCAUUGGAAGUAGCCAGGCAGAGUACACACUCCUGGUGCAAGAUCCCAUGGACCCAGACUCCCUGGAAACCACCAACCCCUCCCAUGGCUCUUCAGCCUACCCAUCUUCAACCUCUUCCUCCUCUUCCUUACCCCUCCCAUCCUCUUCUCCUCCUGAUGCCUUCUCUGGCUCCGGCUCUGACCUCACAGACUCCUCCUCCUCCUCCUCUCCUUCUGACCUCGUCUCGAUCUCCUCUCCUGACCCUUCUCCCACCCCCUCCAUGGCUGACGUUUCCUCCACCAACACCCUCUCCAACGCCCUCUUCCCUGACCUGCCAUUCUCUCCUGACUCCUCUCCCUCUACCUCACCUACCCCUCCUCCUGGCUCCGCAAGCAUCGCUCCUUCCACUGCCACCCACUCCUCCCACCCCUCCACCCUUACUCCCUCAGUUUCCGUCCGGCUGAAUGGAGUUUACACUUUCACAGAAGCUGCAGACAACAUUGCAGACCCCACAGCCAUGUCAACCUCUUCGGGGGUGGACCAUGCCGUGAUCGGAGGGGUGGUGGCUGUUAUCGUCUUCAUCCUGCUCUGCCUCCUCAUCGUCCUCGGCAGAUACCUCAUCAGACACAAAGGAACGUAUCUGACCCACGAGGCCAAGGGCUCGGACGACGCCCCCGACGCCGACACAGCCAUCAUCAACGCAGAGGGAGGCCACUCCGGAGCAGAAGACAAGAAGGAGUACUUCAUCUAGAUAGAGGACGGAGUAGAGGAGGAGGAAAAGAUGGAGGACGUGGAUUAGAGGAGAGGGGAGGAGCGAAGAGAAAAAAACCUCCAUUUGUUUUCACGACGCUUCAGUUCUUCACUCAGUUGGAGGGAUGAUGGGAGGGGAAGGGAGGGAAAGAACUGUGGGCAGGAUCAACUGGUACUACCCUCUUUGCAUUGAUACAGGGAAGUGAGAUUUUGCACUGACAUUCGGAUGAACUGAAGUUACACACUCAGACACACACACACACACACACACACACACACACACACACACACACACACACACACACACACAAAUGUACAUGAGUCAGUUUUAUGGGAAAACUCUUCUCACACAGACUUGAAUGCUCGUAGAUGCUCAGAUUAACAAACACGAGCCUUCUACUAACACGUCUCAAUUAUUUCUGAAUGACCCAUUAACACAUUUUGACACAAGCAUCGUAUUCCUAUUCCUGACUGUCAUCGCCUCGAAAAACAAAAUUGUAACUCACAUUCCGGGUAUCCCGAGCUGAUACUUCACUUCUCACACCACGCCAACCCGUCUCUUCAACAUUUAAACCAAACCAGCUCUUGUCUUUUCACGUUUGUGUCCUCAUUCUCUCCAUCUAACAAGGCAGUAUCCCUCUGUAAACAUCCGAGUGGCAGAGAAAUCCAUCCAAAGCAAAUUAUGACUGACAAACAUAAUCUCCCUCUCUCACAGUUUAAUCUUUUUAUGCCAUCAAACCUCUUCCUGCGUCCUCACAAACCCUGGUACGAGCCGAUGAAUUUCCCACAAUGCAGCACCACACAACAUGCAACACUCAUGCAAAAAUAGCAUUCCCACCUUGCGCUACCAAGCCGAGGGGCUCCAGUAUACAUAUAUAAAUAUAUAUAUAUAUAUAGAAUUAUAUAGCAUUCUUUUUACUUGACAGAAAAUGUUUGGUGUGCUGUAAAUACACACUCUUUCUCUUUCUCUCUCUCUCUCUGUCUCUCUCUCUCUCUAUCUUCUAUCUCUCCUUCUUCUAUGCCUCUUCUCUCUCUCUCUCUCUCUCUCUUCCUCUCUCUCUCUCUCUCUACAUCUCCCUCUCUUCUGUAUCUCAUACAGUCUGUUACUGCAUUACAGUAACUUAUAUACUCUAAAAAAAAAAAAAGCCUGCCUGUUUUUAUUACAUGCGUGGAAAUGCAGAGUCGAACACUAUCAAUAUCUGGGGAAAAAAUAUAAAAAUAACGAUGAUGACGUUGCGAUGAAAACUAACCUUAACUGCAAAUAUUUGUAUGAGGAACGUUUUCCUUCCUUUUUUUUUUUUUCUUCUUUUUUCUUUUUGGUUUUUGGGACUUAUGAGAGAUUUUCUCUCCUCAGUGUCUCAGUGUGUUACUGUCAGUGUUAACAGUUUACAGUGUCUGUCCGUUUGUCAGUCCAGGAGUCCAUGAAUCUAAUUUCCGACUUGUAUUUUAAUUUUGAGGUUUAGGGUUUUUGAUGCUGUUUGUUUAUUUGCAUCUUCCUCUGCGCAUUCAAUGCCGCCAUUUUCUCCCUGUUUCGUCGGCCCUCUGUGACCCAAACACUAAACUGUAGCAAAACCUCGGUCGAACACAGCUUCGAAAGGUGUCAAAAGUGUUUGUUGGAAUUUUCCCGGAGAAUCACUGCCCGGCACACGUGGUCCGCUUUGGUCCUCCUUCCACCCGGCCCCCGCAGAACGCAACGCUCAGCUCCUAACAUUUUUCUCCCUGCAGCAGACUGCUUGUCUUGGCGAGGCCACCUGGCGUUAAAUUCACUGAGCAGUGAUAUCAUGACUUCCUCUAAGAAGCUGGCACGGUCGCUGCUUCAGGGAGGUGAAAAUGCUUGCUUGCUUUCCACUACGGGGCCAAACAGGACUGCCUACAUACAUUAUGACAAACUUCCUGGCGAAAAAAACCCCUUUGUGUUAUUGUUUCUUUUUCUGUGUGUGUGUUAUUGCAAGCAGGAAUCAUUUGUCAGCUUAGCAAAAGGUUCCCAUAAAUGAACGGUGUUUUAUUAAGGUUGGGAGUUCGCCUUGGCACUGGCAAGCUCCACUUGGCCCGGUCUUGGAAAUUGAUUGCAAUCUAACUAAGAGGCUCUGGGCUCCAGACUGUACACAUGCCAAGGUUUGGCUUGGUGGGCAAGGUGCCGAGCCGGAGUCUGGGCAGCACUAACACUGAAGAAAGUCAUUUAGGAACUUAAAUGUCCUCUCUCCCCCCUCCCCCCUCCCCCCACCGCUCCGCUCGUCCAUUUCCUUUUCAUUCUUUAAUCAAUCAUCCCGUCUGCGUCCUGAUCCACCUUCACCCAGUCUCUCCUCUGCUCUCCUCAUCACAUCUUCCUCCCCCCCCCCCCCCCCACUCCAUCUCUAAUCGAUGUCCGAUUCUCCUUGCUGGUCUCUCUCAUUAAGGAGGCCAUGUGUAAACGUACAGUAGAAGUAGCGCCUCCUCUUGGUUUGCUGGCGUGCGCUGAUGGCUCUCUGCAGCACUUUUCUUUUCUUUUUCUUUUUCUUUUUUUGUUUGAGAGUGUUUUGGAGAAGAAUCCAUUUGCUGUUGUUAGUCUACCCGUAGACAGUUAUGUCUGUGAUAGUUUUUGUACACCCUUUUUUGGGAACGUUCAGGGAUAGUGCUUUUCGUACCUUUCCCCGCAUUGUCGUUAACUGCUAACUAGCUAGCUGCUUUGAAAGCAAGUGGCCAGGCUAGUGUGUCUAUAAGCUAGCUAUACUACAAAAUGGUAACGUGACCUGAAGCAGGGUCAGCUGUUCUAUUCCUUUUUCUUUCUAGAGUUCUCGGUUGGAAUUUGGGGUUGCUGAGUUGAGGAAACUUGGCCUAGAACGGUGUUUGAAUUCUGCAGGAGACUGUUUGGACGUGCACCAGACAGCUUUUAAACAAACCGAGAUGAAUUUUUCAAAGAAUUCAGAACGCUGUUUAACCCACGUUUGCUCUGCAACACUCUUCAGCUUUUCACAGUCUUCAUGUCUGCAGACCAGAGGACGGGCGUUGUCUCACAGAGUUUAUUGUCCUACUUUGAAGAGUAAACUUUGAUUUGUAUUUAACCCCAAUCUAAUUCUGCUCUGUGAAUGGAGAAAUGAAUACCUGCCUCAUACUCAACAAAGUGUAGUGUCUUUUAAAAACUAAUGGACCUGUAUUUGCCUGUAAUUUAUCGUCCUGUCCUUCGUCUUAGUUAAUGUGCUAGCAUGUAGCUUGCAUGAGAAACGGUUGGAAAUGUAGAUAGUGUUGGAGAUGAGCAGUGCCGACAAGCUGCUCUCCUGAGACAAGAGCGGCGGUCUGCCCGACUGCCCUCCCUGCUGUUCUCUGAUCUGCAAACAUAACCCGUGUCCCAGUUAAAGCCGUCUGUACCUUCUCAACACUGCAGCCCUCAGAUUAACACUGAGAAAACUGACGAAGUAGGCCUCAUUCUGCUUCUCCCAACAAGCGAUGUAGGGGUAUAAUGGCGCUGGAAUGGGACACGCAGUCAGUCUAAUUCAUAUUUCAUUGCAUCAGUGCAGUAAUGACUAGCUGUCACCAGAUGCCAGCAAACAGCAGCUUUUAUUUUCCCUCUUCAGUCAGACCGAGCUGUCCUGCCCCACCACUUGACUCUCACCAACUCCUCUUCAGGCAGUCGCACACUAGCUGCCAGUCAUCUUUUCUUUUUGUAGUAUAAACAAAUUGAUUUUUAAAUUAUGUUUUGUAAAAGGUGUGCAUAAUCUUAAAUGUAUUACUUUCAGUUCAAUUGAUCAUAAUUUCAACCUCUUUUUUUUAUAUUAGAUUUUCCAAAACUUGAAGGUUAGAGAUUUGGUUUUUUUGCGUAUUUUAUUGUUUCAACAAGUUUUAUAUAAUUUCAUGUAUAUAGUGUUGCCUUUACUGGAUACUCUUACAAGCGCACCCAUACACACGUUGCACACACACUUUUGGUACAUACACAUCCACACACAUAUCUGGAUAUGCACGGCAGGCAUGAUGUCUGUGACUAUGGUGUAUUUGUACAUAUGUGUGUGUAUGUGUGUUUGUGUAUGAGUGUGAGGUGUGUAUUAAUUGACCCAAACAGACUCCGGAGACAUGCUUACAUGUGUUGCAUUCACAAAAAUGUUAUUAUUUCGAUGACUAAAAAAAACCAUCUUUGUUUUCAGGAUCAUUAUUUUGGAUGACAAGUCUUCCUUUUGAAUAAAUAUCCAUAUCACAUGAGAAUAGUGCUGUCAUGUAUGUUAAUUUGUACUAUGGCUGAUGAUGUCAUUGAGGCGAGACCCGACCGCAUGCUGUGGUGGGUGUGGGUCUGUUGGCUGUUAUGUUCAUACAGUAUUUGUUUGAUUUGUUUUUUUUUUUGUUAAAAUACCAGUUCAGUUGUUGACUUCAAUAAACAUGCAUUUGGGUUAAUUUCA